UUUCUUAAUAACGAAAACCAGAUUCAUAACGAUUCUUCUUCACUAAGGUGAAAUAAUAACCUUUCCACACUGCUGAGAACUAAAAGAAAGGGAAAUUUAUCUGUUGUCCUAACGUUUGAAAACGUUUAUUUGCUCGAGAAAAUAUAUUUACAAAAACGCAACUUACAAUUUUUAGAAGCCAGUAAAUAUAUCCCUUUUCCCUCACAGUUUGUUUCUUGUUUUCUCUCGACGCCAAAUAAAAUCCAAAUUGUUUCCUCCUGUAACAGCAGAGUUUUUUCACUAUUAAAGCAACGUAGAUUAAAAAAAAAGUUUUUCGUCUAUUUACGUUCUUUUUACUUGUUCAGACAUAGUAAAACCCAAAUACCUCAAUGCCUUCAGAUAUUUGGCCUAUCUUAACCCUGCAAAUCGCUGUGAAAUACAUGGCGGAGGGUACUUACCACUGUAUCACAUGUUAUAGUUUCUUCCCGACCCAAUCGCGUACAGAGUGCGAAAGAACGAUUGCCGGGAUGUCUGUGCUCGAGCUUUAGUUAGCAUAAACUUGUUUUCGCGAUGCACAUCGCAGCAAUAGAUUCAUCACUCAAUACACACAAACCUAUGACCUUUCGAGUUGCCCGUCGUUAUAUACGGCAUCGAAGUUUACCACCUGACUAACAUACUGAGCAUAAGUAAAGCAUAGGUAAAGUAUAAAUUAGAUAAUUAGGAAUUUGACGACCACAAUAUUAUUGCACGUGGGAGUGAGGGCGCUUCAGUCGGCCUAUUUUGAGUUUUUAUCGUGAUAUUUUACGAGGAUACGCUGAAACACUUGAUAGUAUAUGCACAACAUUAUUAAAAUCUUUCAUAGUACGAUGCAUCUGCCAUAGUCUCUGCUAUACUUGAUUACUGUAACGCCACCGUAUGUUUCCAAUAACGGCCACGCAAAACCAAGUGCAGUAAUCUCGUGGUGGGGUAGUACCAAAUAGUCUAUAAUUAUAGGCUAUUUGGUAGAAUCCACGCAAACAUUGCGCUAUGUCAGGAUAGCUAAAUAACCAUCAAAAAGACGCAAAAUAUCAAAAUCAAUUUCUCAUGAAUAAGUGCGGCGAGAAUAGGACAACUUCGAUGUUAGCAAACGAAGCCACCGUCCGCCGUUAGCAUCAAUGUCAUAAUUCUAUCGUUUCCGAGCAUGCGCAGUUUUCAGCACACUCACCACAAUCAAUUGACUAUUGACGUCACUGACCCACUUGUGACGUCGUUGGGAGGAUAAUUUACACGCUACUCUACAACGUGCACCUACCACAAGUGAUCUAUAUACACAUUGAUGUUACUCGUGUAAACCUGAACCGAGGGCACAUAGUGAUAUAGUUAUGACGUAGCUUAUUUCUUGCACUUAGGACGAGGCAUAGGUAUUUUGCUCCUUUUUUUAUUAGCUGCGUAGGCGUUUACGCGCAGUUGUGGAAUGUGUUUCAAAUAGAAUCCCUUUGGGCGCUCAAAUAAUGAGGUAUCCUCAUGAUUCGCCUUGUGAUUACGUUGUAUGAUUUGGCAGGUCAUUUUUUUCUAUUAAACUGAUAUAAAUACGUGUGGGCUCCUGUGUUUAUCGAUAUGGAAUGGAACAGAAAAUCCAUUCAGCUUCUCAUUCAAGCAUACAAAGACGAACCCUCACUCUUCGAUCACAGGCACCCCCAAUAUCAUUUGAAGGUCAAUAGAAAGGAAAAACUUGCAAAAGUUGCACAAAGGGUUGGGGAAGUGCUACCUGGAGUUACAGCCAAUGACUGCAAAAGCAAAUUUGCAACCUUGCGGUCGCACUAUGGCGCUGAACUUAAGAAGAUGCGAACCGGUAAGGAAACCGGAGUAGUUUACUCACCCACUGUGUGGUGGUUUCCACUGAUGGAGUUUCUGAAAAACCGAAUUGUACCCAGAUCGUCACACUCAAAUAUUCCCGAAAGAUUUUUUUCAUAUAAGCCCCAGGCAGUAUCCAUGGAUUCCAGUCACUCCUCUGACCUAAUGGAUUGUUAUAAUCUUUCAGAUGGACCUCAGUUGCAGAUAGUGGAAUCCAGAAGUACAGAGGACACUGCAGACAGUGGCAGUGAUAAUCACUCAGAGUUUUCCACAGAAAUCGUUGAAGUGAAAACUGAAAUUGAUGUGAUGCCCUCAGAGUGUGUCACUACUGAGACACAAGAUGCUCCAGAGCCACCAGAAACACAUCAUCUGUAUGCAGAAACACAACGUCAUUAUGAAAAGCCUUCAAAGCGACAAAAGAAAGAUGAUGAUGAUACAUUGCUCUUAUCCACAUUGUCAGUGUUGGAGAAAGUUAGUUCAUAUUUAGAUCGAACAACUGAAGAUGACACACUGGGGAAAUUUGUGGCAGAAGAGUUACGAAAAAUGGACAAUUACAUUUGUAUUAAGACAAGAGCAAAACACCGAAUACUCCAAGCCAUAAUGGAUGCACAGAUGGAGAUAAUUCGUGAAAUACAGAAGACAAAGAAAAGUAAUGUGGAAUGUUCAAACUGUACAAAAUAAAUGAAAUUAUUUUAAAAUAAUUAUUUAAUAUGUCCCAUCACCAAGGUUCAUAUCUGGUGGUAAUAAAACGAUCGAGAAAAACUGUUGGAUGUUAUGUUCAUUUUAUUAGUGUCUGUUACUCAGUCUUCUGAUGCUAGUCAUUGACAAACUAGUGCCUCUUGUACUGAGAACUGUACACUACAAUGCACUCUUAAAUGUUGUUGCCAUCUGAAAAUGAUAUGUUCAAUCUUUUCUGUUGGCUUUUUUUUAAAUAUUCAACAUAAACCUGAAAUAAUUAGGCAAAGUACCCACUUUGCUGUUGAUUAUGUGUGAUGACACUAAAUUUUUCAGUUCAUCUUUGAUUGUCUUGAUGAACAUUCUGUGUGAUCGGAGGUAGGAGAUAUCCCUCAAUAUGGUUGAAAUAUUAUAACAUUUAAGCUUGUCUAUGCCACCUGUGUAUCCAGCCAGCACUAGGUAGGGGCACAGAUGUGUGUGUGUGUGGUUUUUUUCUGUAGUUUCAGAAAGGAGUUAUUCCAAAAGCUAGCAAGUUUUCUUUUGUUUUUGUGUCUUCCUGCCAACUACACAACGCUCCUGCUAAUCGUGAGUGACCUUCUUUAUUCAUAAAGUGUUAACCUUCCUCUUUCUUAUUUUAGUUAUUUGUUAAAGGCCUCACAGCAAAUGUUCUUUCUCAGAAGAGACUAUUUUGCUGUUCACAGAAACAUAUUGUCACAAGUGCUGGCAGAUAGGGAUACAACCUUCUGCUUCAUAAUAAAAAAACCUGUACAGCCGCAUUUACACACACAUGACAAGUAAGUUGCUUCUUUUCAGUAAAACCACUUCAUGCUUGUCUCCACCACCAGGCCUAAAGCAUUUCAUAGAAUAUUACAUACCAUAUUUUUUAGUCAAAAGAAUGAGAAGAAAAUUUUUUUUUUUUUCCAGAAAUCUUUACCUUUUAAAUUCACACUUUUUACAUGAGUGUGGACCAGUUCUUGAAACAUUUUUUCCGCUCUGGUAUUGGUCUCUCAAAAACACAAUUUUGGAACUAUUCAAUAGCUCCUUUCUGUGAUGAAAAUUACUGCCCACACAUUUUAUGUUUAACACAAGGAAAUGAAAAGAAGUAAUUAGACCUCAGGAUCUAUUUAAAAGAAAUAUUAGAGUUACACGGGAUUUACAUUCUGUAACCUAAGUAUUCUGAAAGUUGUUUUACUUAAUUUUUAAGUAUUUGAAUAUUUUCAGUUUCCUGCCUGAUGUCCACUGGUAACUUGUUUCAGACUUCUGCACUGGAAUGUAUACAAAUUAAUUUUGCACCUAAUUUUGUUAUUGUGAAUUGAUGGAUUCACCUGAGGAAGUAUAUACUGGUAUGUGAGUGCAAGGAUCACUUGGAUGCUGGAAGGGCUUCUACAAGAUGUUUGGUUGUCAACUUUAAGCAAUAUUUCUAGUGCACAUUUCAGCAGAAUAAACAUUUUUUCACCUUGCCUUUUAAUGUCUCAGAACGUUAUGCCAUUGGACAGAAAUGGCUAAAAAUAUGCUGACACCUAAGUCUGCAGGUCAACACAGAAGAGAGAUUUCUGAAUGCAAAGCAGCCAGAACUGAACUUUAUUUGUUAAUAUCCACACAAUUGUGCCACUUCAAAUUUUAUUUCUGUAACAUUGAGGGUUAAGCUGUCAGCUGUGAACUGGGUGUAAGACUGCUACAUUGGCCUGCUGAUUGUGCCUACUGUGGGUGUGUUUGGGCUCUGUAUCAAUAUAUGUGUCAUCAGCAAAUGUUACAGUUUUUGAAUAGUUCUCCAUGUUCCAGAUAGAUAAUUUAUGUAGAUUAGAAACCAUAACAAGCAAUGCAUAAACUCUUGUGUAA
This is a messenger RNA of Schistocerca serialis cubense, 4326 nucleotides long. RefSeq lists its product as uncharacterized. Bases 1576 to 2493 code for a protein of 305 amino acids. Lineage: Eukaryota; Metazoa; Arthropoda; Insecta; Orthoptera; Acrididae. The transcript is spliced from 5 exons. The record is from RefSeq and is a predicted model, not a curated record.